CGGAAGGUAGUGCAAUAGAAAAUCCUGACAUGCUAAAUUUGAGUUCGCCAUGAUGAGCAACGCCAGCACCGACAACGAGGAAGUGGAUCUCCCGACGCUCGAUGAGGACCGCGACCUUCGCAAGAAGAUCCUGUCCAGGAGGAAGCAACAGCGUUACCGCAAGCGUAUCGUCGCGGACAACGACGGUCUGCGCACCCAUGCGCGGGACCUGGAGCGGGAACUCCAUCGGCUCAAAGUCGCGACCAAGCAAUGCGACCUCAUCCCGCACGUGUUGUCGUGGCAGCAAGUGGCGAAGGCGUUGAUGGAGGAACGCGACAUUUCCUUGGAGUCGAACGCGUCUCUGAAGGCCAAGUGCCAGAACUACCGCAAUGUCGUCGCGCAGCUCGCGGCCUGGGCACAGACGGUGAUUGGGCUGCCGAGUCAACCUCGCACGGACAUCAACACGUGGCGCACGGUACGACUCGGGACCGACCCCAUACUCCGCGGGACUGGCAUCGAUUGGAUCACACGACACCUGUACCACAACACGGACGCGAUGCUGGAGCGGUACCAGUUCUCCGCGUUUCCUCCCCGCGGCGUCUACAGCGAAGACGACAUCGACGUGACCGACUCGGACGGGUUCCGCUGUAUCCAUCGCUUCCAGGGCGACGUCGCGCAGACUGUGGACGGCAUCGCGGCCGCCUUGCGCGGCAACAUUUGGAAGUUUCUGCUCGUCGGGAUGCUCAGCACCAUGGACCCCGAGUCCAUUGGCGGGAGCAGCAGCGCACCUUCCGACAUCUACCGCCACACGUUGAACAGCUCGGUCGAAUCGGUAAACCUCGUGAGUCGCGAGUUCACGGUCGGCACCCGCACGACGUUUGUGGGCGAGCAAGUUGAGGACGACGAGGCAUGGCCGACCGACGGCAAGCGGCAGCGGCGGCGCUUGAUCUGGAUUGUGUUGGACCGAGUGACGGAGACACAGUCAAAGGUGCGAGUGCUGUACAUGGUGUCGCACUCGUUCACCAAGCACGGGUACCUGCCGCUCGAGGAAGAAGCCAAGCUGUGGGGCUGCCACCUUCCACCGCCCUCGUCGUCUGGUUUCAAGUACUCGGACGACGCCACUGCCAACGCCGACGCGUUCAAACGGCAUGUGGAGGACGUUACAAGCCGGUUCCGUCAGAUGGGUCAGCAGCGGCUCGUUCAUGCCUUGGCGCCGCAUUCACAUGGUACUUCCCCCAUCCUCCUCUUCAAGUGAUCCAAGAUGAAGGGGCCUCCUGCGUGAGUGACAUCGUUACUUGUGUGUGUAUGGCGGGCCAGCCGUGAAGAAUCCGUUUGGCUUCCAAGAGUUUGCGACCGCCAACUACUAUUAGUGGCUGCAUGCUUCAACCCUUUCGCAGGUCUUUCCUCGGAAGCUACGGUGGUGGACCUACAUGUGUGCGUGUCGUCCGUCUGCCCUUGGCCACCCAUUUGCGUCGUCUGCAAGCUUAAGAUUAAUGCAUGAGACAUCAAUGAUCA
Aphanomyces astaci is the source of this 1494-nucleotide messenger RNA. RefSeq lists its product as hypothetical. The coding region runs from base 50 to 1234 and encodes 394 amino acids. The transcript is spliced from 4 exons. Lineage: Eukaryota; Oomycota; Saprolegniomycetes; Saprolegniales; Verrucalvaceae. The record is from RefSeq and is a predicted model, not a curated record.